Messenger RNA from Antechinus flavipes (yellow-footed antechinus), 6086 nucleotides. Its product is annotated as zinc finger protein OZF-like. Gene Ontology annotation, biological process: regulation of transcription by RNA polymerase II. Bases 210 to 1922 code for a protein of 570 amino acids. Lineage: Eukaryota; Metazoa; Chordata; Mammalia; Dasyuromorphia; Dasyuridae. The transcript is spliced from 2 exons. Gene Ontology annotation, molecular function: RNA polymerase II cis-regulatory region sequence-specific DNA binding; DNA-binding transcription factor activity, RNA polymerase II-specific. The record is from RefSeq and is a predicted model, not a curated record.
CAGCUCAGCUCCUCAAUCAUGGGACAGGACCUUUGAAAUAUUCCCCAGAUUCUCUUAUUCAGGAAUUCCAGGAGUCAGUGCCAAAGCAGAACAUUUCCAAGGGAGAGUUGCCCAAGAAAAUAGUUAUACAGGAUUCCAAAUUGGGAAAAUACAGGAAAUGUGCUGUCACGUUACAGAGGAAGGACAAUCAGGACAAAGCAUCUACACCUAUGGCAAUAACUCAUGAACAAAAUAUAUCUGGGAAAAAUCUAGGUGUAAUCCCUGUGUUACAACAAAGAGUUAAAAAAGGAACAACUAUCCCUAAACGCAAGAUACAUGCAAAGACCUCGAAGAAGCAUUCAAAUAUUCUUAAGAGCUACAAAAUCUCGUUAGGUAAAAAGAUUCGUAAGUACAACAAACACAAAAAAUCUUUUAGUUAUCACUCAGACCUUAUUAAAUAUUAUAGAAAAGCUCAUGUUAAAAAACCAUCCACAUCUAACGAACCUGGGAAAGCUAUCAGCUCUCAGAAAUAUCUUCCUGCACAUAAGAAAAUUCGUAGUGGAGAAAAGCCUCUUAAAAGCACGGAACAUAGGAAAACCUUAAUAAACAAGGGAAAACUUAGUGGACAGAAGUUAAUUCAUACUGAAAAGAAACCCUUUGCAUGCAGUAAGUGUGGGAAAACUUUUACAUAUAAGACAUGUCUUAUGAAACAUAGGAAACGUCAUAAAACUGAGAAACCUUUUAAAUGCCAAACAUGUGGAAAGGUCUACCGCUGCAACUCAUCCCUUAUUAAACAUGAGAGAUAUCACACUGGAGAAAAACCAUUCGUGUGCAAUGAGUGUGGUAAAUGUUUCAUAGAUAAGGGGAAUCUUAAUGCACACAAGAUAAUUCAUAGUGAAGAAAAACCCUUCCAAUGUGAUCAAUGUGAUAAGGCCUUCAAAAGUAGAACAAGCUUUAGACGCCAUCGGGAAUGUCAUACUGGAGAGAAACCCUUCGAAUGCAACGAGUGUGGGAAAGCCUUCAAAAUAAAGUUUUACCUCAUGAAACAUAAGAAAUGUCAUACAAAUGAGAAACCUUUUAAAUGUCAAACAUGUGGAAUGAGCUGCAGCUCUAAACCAUCCCUUAGGAAGCAUCAGAGACGUCAUACUGGAGAGAAACCAUUUGUGUGCAAUGAAUGUGGUAAAUGCUUUAUAGACAAAGGAAACCUCAAUGAUCAUAAGGUAAUUCAUAGUGAAGAAAAGCCCUUUAAAUGUGAUAAAUGUGGGAAAGCCUUCAAAAAUCGAUCAAACUUUAGACGACAUCAGAAAAGUCAUACUGGUGAGAAAUCUUUUGUGUGCAAUGAGUGUGGGAAAGCUUUCAUAGAUAAAGCAGACCUUAUUGUACAUAAACGAACCCAUACUGGGGAGAAACCCUUUGUAUGUAGCGAAUGUGGAAAGGGCUUCAUACGUAGUGGAAAACUUACAGAACAUAAAAGAAUUCAUACUGGGGAGAAACCCUUUGUGUGCAGUGAAUGUGGGAAAAGCUUCAGAGAAAAGGGAAAACUUAAUGAUCAUAAGAGAAUGCACACUGGAGAAAAACCCUUUGAAUGCAAUCAAUGUGGAAAGGCCUUUACUUACCAGUCAAGUCUUACUGACCACAAACGAAUUCAUACUGGAGAGAAACCCUUUGAAUGUAAUGAAUGUGGAAAAGUUUUCCGAUAUCCAUCAACUCUUAAUGACCACAAACGAAUUCAUACUGGAGAGAAACCAUUUGAAUGUUAUGAAUGUGGAAAAUCCUUCAGAGUUAGGAUAGGUCUUACGGCACAUGAAAGUGUUCAUUCCGGAGAGAAACUCUUUAAAUGUCUUGAUUGUGGUAAAGCCUUCAAACAAAGAAUAGGCCUUAGUGCACAUCAGAAAAAGUGUCAUAAAGAUGCAGAAGCCUCCACAAACAAGGAGAAACCUUAGUGUACAUAAGAAAUUUCAUAUUGGAAAGAACUGAAUGUAAUGAAGGAAGAAAACCUUUAGCUAGCGUGCAUACCUUAUGAAGCAUCAAAGACUUCAUACAAGAAAGAAACCUUUUGUAUACAGACUGUGAAAAGCUUUCCUAGACAAAGAAAACCUGGAUUAAAGUAAGAGAAUUCAUACUGGAGAAAAACCCUCUGAAAAUAAUGAAUGUGGGAAAGCCUUCAUCAACUAUUCAUCCAUUAGGAAUCAUAAGAAUGGCAAAAUAUUUAGCAACAAUUCAUGCCUUAUGAACCACCAAAGUUUCCAUCUUUGCCUUUACAAACAACUCAUUUCUUAAGCAACAUCAGAUAAUUGAUAGAAUCUCAGAUCUUUAAGGAACUUCAAAGACCAUCACAUUUAAACUGUGCCUAACAAAAUUCCCUCUAUAACAUACCUGAAAAAAAUUAUCAUCCAGUCUUUGCUUGAAGACAUCUAUUUGAGAGGAAACCCACUACUUCAUGAGGCAGCCCAUUGCAUUUUGAGAUACCUUUUUGUAAAGAAGUUUUUCUUUCAACAGGUCCAUCUUGUCUACAACUUUCUGCCUUUUAGGGACAGUCAGAAUAGUCUCUUUUUCCUCUUUUUCCUCUUUCAUAUGCUUGGCCUUCAGAUGAAAACUAUUAUGUUCCCAAAACUCUUCUCUUUUUAGGCUAAAUAUCCUCAGUUCUGUCAGUCAGCACUCCUAUGCCACAUAUUUGAAUAUGUGACAUGGAAAAACUUUCAGGUAUAGAAGAUGUCUUGGUGAGUAUAAUAGAAUUUAUUGAGAACUUCAUGUAUAUGAAGUAGAUAAAGCUGUGAGCCUGGAGUCAGGAAAUCAUGAACUUACAUUUAACCUCAUUUACUAGAACAAAUUCUUUGUUCUGGAAAAAUUACUUUUCCGCUGUUUGCCUCAGUGUCUUUAAUUGUAAAAUAUAGACGACAAUACUUAGCACAGUACUUGAGAUCUAGUAAGUGUUCUCUGUGUAAAUGCUUGUUCCCUCUUCUUUUCCUUCCUCAUAGAAUUUGAAUUCUCCUUAAAUAUAAUGAUAUGAAAAACUUUAGCCUCUGAAAGACUUCUUACUGAGCACAAGAUAUAAAUAUUAGAAAUCAUUCAGUGUUCUGAAUACUAACGAGACAGAUUUCAGUACUGUAUGACUGCUUGAAUUAAGGCAGAUAACCUGGAUCUCACAUACCUACCCCAAUAAAAACUUGAAAUUCAUGUCAGUGUAAAUAGUAACCAAAAAUCCAGUAAGAAAUUAUACUAAAUGACUUGAGAGUUGCAAAAAAAUUAAAAAAAAAAAAGUUAACUGAAAGCCAGUUAGCAAUAGGAAAGGGAACCAUCGGUGAAGUCAACUCUAGCUCCCCAGCCCAACCACAAUAACAGGCUGAAGAUAACUUAUAAUUUCCAAGGACUCUGUGUUUAGAAGCAGAAAGAGUAGAGAACCCCCCUCUACAGAACCCCAGGGUGGGAACCUUAUAAGCCCUGGGAAGGAGCACUUACCAGAGCGGCUUGGCAGCAGAAUAGGACAUCCCAGACACGCAAGGGCUUUAAGGGGCUUAGCAUCGUGUUCUGGGAUUCAGUAGAGGACCUCGAGCAGUGUAAUUCCAAUAGGUGGUCUGUACAGAAGCUUAUGGGACCCAAGUUGAGACUAAACAAGGUCAACCAUCUCACCUAAAAGCACACUAAGAGAUGGAACUUGGCUACAACUCAAAAUCUCAAAGGAAGAGUAAAAGCUGGAAAUAUGACUAAAUCAAAGGAAAUUGUGAUCAAUAUACACAGUUACUAUAAACUAGGAAUUCUUAAAAAGAAAGAGUAGCUCUAUGACAGGGGCAUCUAUAUAGAAUGUCAGCCCUAGAAUCAGAAGGAUCUGAGUUCAAAUUUAGGCUCAGAUAACUUACUAGCUCUAUGACUCUGGGCAAGUCACAUCACCCUGUUUGCCUCAGUCUUUUCAUCUGUAAAAUUAACUAGAGAAGAAAAUGGCAAAACCAAUCCAGUUUCUUUCCCCAAAAAUGGGAGAGUCCAAAUAGACUUACAAAGAAUCAAACACAACUAAUUGCCUAAACAAUAACUCUAUGACAACUAAAAGCAUUAAUUUAAAAAAUAAUGGAUUUUCACAAAGAUUACAUGAAUACUUAGAUGAAAUAAAGCAAGAGGAAAAAUAAAACUCUGAAAGAAAGAGUUUGAAAGAGAAUAAGUAACUUAGAACAAAAACUAUUAAAACUUACUCAGUAUCAGACUAUUUGAGUCCAGAAUAAAUUAAACAGAAAUCAAUGACUUUGUGAGGUGGCAAGAAAUAUUUGAACAACAACAACAAAAAAAAAGAUUGCAAAAAAAAAUUUUUAAUGCAAAAUAUAGCAGAAACAGCUGACUUGGACAACAAAUUGAGGAAAAUAAUUUAAGAAUCAUUAAAUUCCAUGAAAAACAUUUGUAUAAAAAGCCUAAACAUUGUUUUCAGUAAGUCAUAAAUGAAAAAACUUAUUUCAAUGUCAUAUACUAAAACUAUAGGGCAAAAUGGAGAGAAACUUCCUGAAAGAAUUAAAGGAAAAAUCUCAGGAAUAUUAUGGUCAAAAUCCAGAUCAUCCCAUCAAAGAAAACAUACCAUAAGCAUCAAGAAACAAUACCAAAACAAAAAACAGAACAUCACCAGAGUCACAGAAAAGGGAGCAGCUUAUACUAAAAAUUAGAGGACAUCAUGGAAUACAGUAUUCCAAAAAGGACUUUUAAAGAACUCUGAUCAAAACAGUGAAUAUAUAUAAUCUGCAGGGGGCUUGUGACAGAGCAAGUUACCCACCUCCAAACAGAGAGAAGAUAGUUAUUGUUAUUGUUUGUCCUUUGUUUCUCUCAUAUCUUCUCAUCUUCAGAAACCUUCAGAAGUGGAAUUGGCCUCUUCCAACUUUUCUCUUGAAGCUUGAAACCAGAAGUGACUCUACUGGCACUUGAAAAGUCCCAAACCAAGACUGGAAAAGGCUAGAAUUACAUGGUCCUCCAUGAUGGGAUGAUAGGCACAAAGUGCAGAAAAAGACAUGGUUUUUGAACAUAACCACUGUGAAUUUACUUUGCUUGAGUAUGCUUAUUAGUACAAGGGUUUCUCUCUCUUAAUUAGGGGAGCAAGAGUUAGCAAUGGUGAUUUUUUUAAUCCUAAAACUUUCCUACCAAAUCCCACUUCCACAAAGAAAACACAUAGCAAAUUAAAGAAAAUAAAAGAAAUCAAAAACAUAUAUUGAGAAAAUAAAAGAAUACACAUUGAGAAUAUAUAUAAACACAAAUAUGAAGAAUUAAAGAAUACAUAUAAAGAAAAAAAGAAAACACAUAGCAAAGAAACCCAUUUAUCCAAAUCAGUAGCAAAACAGAAAUCAAAGAAGGUAUAUACAGGAGUAUAUACCAAACAAUACAGAAUAAAAGCACUCAGUGAGAGAGAGAAAGAUUACCCAUUCUGGAGAGAGAGACUUGGAUUUUAUCCAAGGGGAGAUUCCCUGAAGUUUCUGGUACAAGAAGCAGGGAAUAAAGACAUCAUAAAGACUGUCCAUUCCUCUCAUAUCUUCUCAUCUUCAGCAACCUUCAGAAGUGAAAUUGGCCUCUUCCAGCUUUUCUCUUGAAGCUUGAAACCAGAAGUGACUCUACUGGCACAUGAAAAGUCCCAAACCAAGACUGGGGAAGGCUAGAAUUCUCUUAACUUUGCCCAUCCCUUACCCAGGGAUUCAUUCAUCUCCACAGAUAAGGAAAAAAUCCUGUACAAAUGGUUUUGGAGACAGGUUACAUUCCAAUUUAUUAUAUGUUUUUUUUUUUAAAGAGAAAAUUGGUAUGAAAUGGAAGUUCACAGUAUUGUAUAUUUUUUGUGUUCAGCUGUGUGUAAAUAAGAAAUUGUUCUUUGGGUGUUAAAGUUUGGAAUACAAAUUAAAAUUUUUAAAUGGAAAAAAAACCCUUUGAAUAUGAUCACUGAAAACCUUUCAGAGGUAAUUUGUUUUUCAUCAGACUUCAUAAAAUUCCUGUUAUUCACAUACUAUUGGUGUAUAUUAGUUAUAUUAAUGUAGAAGAAAUUUUAUUCAUGGCUGUCACUUUAAAUACUAGAUAGUUGAAGAUGUCAUGUUUUCUUAUGUGUUGUUUUCUGGUUUAUAAAAUAAAAAUUCAUUUGUUUCCAGCUCUAACAA